AACGUGAAAGUCAAAAUUCUAUUCUAAUGUCAAAACAUUUGUUGUGAGCUGUCAAUUUAUUUUAAACUUUUAUUUACUACCAGAAUACUCUGAAAAACAUCUGUUUCGUAUGUAAUUUGUUAUAUCAAUAAGUUAUUUAUACAUACCUGACAUAAUACAUAAUUCUGCAUAUUAAAGAAACGUUGUCCUAACUAUGAAGACCUAAAUUUAACUUAUAAGCCGCUAACAUUCCCGUUAGUCGACGUUUAUAGCUUGUAUUCCACGUCAGAAGAGGUUUUCUUUUUUUUUUGUGAUAUUAAAAUCCUGAGAAGAUGCGCCGUGCAAAAGGAUAUCAGGAUUUGGACGACAGUGCUGUGGGCCCUCGGUCGCCAGCUUCUAUGCCACCACCUCAGGAAAUAGAAAUGGCAUCAGUGACAGUCGUCCCCGACGAUACAUUUACUGUGACACAAGCUGUAAAUGCUCUGGGAUUUGGUUGGUUUCAAGUGAAGCUAUCGCUAUGUACAGGUUUGUGUUGGAUGGCAGACUCCAUGGAAAUGACAAUAUUGAGCAUUUUGUCACCAGCAUUGCACUGUGAAUGGAAUAUUAGCAAAUACCAACAAGCAUUAACAACUACAGUGGUUUUUAUGGGUAUGAUGCUGAGCUCUACAUUUUGGGGAAAUAUAAGUGACCGUUAUGGAAGAAAAACUGCUCUAUGCAUGUGCGGUGUACUACUAUUUUAUUACGGUCUGCUGAGUUCAAUAGCACCUAAUUUCCUUUGGCUUUUAUUCUUAAGAGGUCUUGUUGGUUUCGCUAUAGGAUGCGUACCGCAAUCUGUUACCUUAUAUGCAGAAUUUCUACCAACAAAACAAAGGGCAAAAUGUGUUGUCCUGCUUGAUUGUUUCUGGGCGCUGGGCGCUUGUUUGGAAGUGGCUCUUGCAUUGGUCGUAAUGCCAACAUUAGGAGUGCAUUGGCUCUUGGCAUUAUCCACAAUACCUCUCCUGAUUUUUGCUCUUAUAUGCCCAUGGUUACCAGAGUCUGCUAGAUUUCACGUUGCAAGUGGUGAACCUGACCGUGCGCUAGCUACACUUGAACAGAUAGCGCAAGACAACGGUCGACCGAUGUUAUUAGGACGCCUCGUGUGCGAUGAUUCUGUUGGCAUCGGGCAGCGCGGACGACUGAAACAUCUACUCAUACCGCAUUUGAGGAAUACCAGUUUAUUACUGUGGUUUAUAUGGAUGUCGUGUGCGUUUUGCUAUUACGGCUUGGUGUUGAUGGCGACGGAGUUGUUUGAAGCGAAACCGGGGGAUUUGGAAGAAGCUUGUGCUGCCGACUGCCGUCCGUUACAGACUACAGACUACAUGGACUUGUUGUGGACUACAUUAGCCGAGUUCCCUGGUAUAUUUGCAACAAUAUUCAUAAUUGAAAGAUUUGGACGAAAAAGAACGAUGGCCACACAAUUUAUUAUAUUUGCUAUCUGCGUAUGUGUGCUGAUAUACAAUUCCAGUCGAACUUUCUUAACGUGUAUGCUGUUCCUGGCGCGAGGAAUCAUUGCUGGCCUGUUCCAAGCUGCUUAUGUAUAUACACCGGAGGUGUACCCGACGGCGCUGCGAGCCACGGCGGUGGGCGCGUGCAGCGGCGUGGCGCGGCUCGGCGCCAUGAUCACUCCCUACGUGGCGCAGGUGCUGUUAAAAAAUUCAAUAGUCAUAGCUACCGGUGUGUAUUCUCUGGCGGCUAUCUUGGCAGCGGGUGCUUGUUUGGCGUUGCCAAUCGAAACGAAAGGCAGGGAAAUGCGAGAUACAGUCACAGGAACAAGUUAGGUGAUAAACGACCAAUAUAAUAAUAAGAGAUAGUAGGGAUGAAUAGUUGAAGGACCAAGUUAUUAAGGCUACGCUAGUCGGUUGUUCUCACUUACAUUGCAAAAGACAAUUGUUUUGUUCUUUUCUUUUAUUGUUUAACUCACAACUUUUGACUGGUUGAACCGAUUUUAUGAUUCUUUUUUUUAUUCACAAGCUGGUGCUUCCCGUGUCCCAUAUAAAUUUGUUAUUUCCCUUUGACUUCGGAUAUACAUCAGAAAACUCUUAAAAUGAUGUCAAUCGUCAACAAUUUGUAUUCAGAAAUCUGAGCCGUCGGCUAGCGCACCCUAAUAACAUAUGCGUGCAGCAUCUAUCGCAUCGACAUAGUGGAAACCAUAGCCGGAGGCGGCUCCGGCGGACCACCUGCGCCCGACCUAUUACUUUUGAUUUCAUAUUAUCCAAAUUAAACACUACAUUGUCUCCUAGGGGGCGCCAAGGAAUUUCUUGCACACGGGCGGCACAUGAGCUGAAACCGCCUCUGAACCUAGCAUAUUAUCAUUUACACAUUCAUAAAUUCUAGUUUGUGUCUUCCAAAAAGAAAAUCUCUACCUCUGAUCUAGAGAUAGUAAUACCGUACAGUCGCCUGCAAUAAGUACAUGCUAUUCCUAAAAUUACAUUACUACAAUUUAUAGAAAACCGGACAAGUGCGAGUUGGACUCGCGCAACGAGGGUUCCGUACAAACUUGUAGGUAUCGAAGUAUGCAAGUUCAAUUGUUCGUCCAUCGAGGACUUUCCGCUGUUCCAAAUACCAAUGCUUUAAUUUUCCCUUAAAAUCCAAAAAAAUGAUUUAUUUCAAAGUUUUUGGUCCAAUUAUAUAUUAUCAGGCAGUGUAUAUUUCGGAAAUAUAUUUUUGUAAAGGGGAUGCACGUAAACUAUUGCAGGCCGCUGUAACAUCUUUAUUAAAUCGACUGAACUAAGAGGACCUAGUCUCGGUACCCGUAUCAACAUUCUGGUAAACAUGGUUGGGGCGGGAUCGGUACAGACAGGUUUGGCAUCAGCCAAGAUGUGUCGGUCACAAAAUAUGCCAAAACCUUUUACAAUGUUAGACUACAAACGGCAUAUUGCUUCGCUCCGAACAAUAAUAGAAAAUAAUACAAGCGUAUUAAGGUGCUCAGUAGUUAUACUUGUGCAAUACUGUGUUCGUACUUAGAUCUGUGUCCGUAGCCCAGCCUUUCUACGAUCGUUAAAGCUAACGCAAUGUGUGAGGAUGACAUCUAUGUACUAGACUUAUCGGUAAGAUAUGUCAUGCAUAUAAAUUAUUCUGUUUACUAACAUUAACGAUUGCAGAAAGGCAUCUUGGCUACGGGACUUAACGUAUUUACGGCUCACUUUAAUAAGCGAUUGCAACCGCUAACUACGGAUUGAAUCAAGUAUGUUUUGAAAAAUUGCUUCAUUUGUACUAUCGAUGCAAUAGUGGUGGUAGAAUAGGUUAAUGAAAUUGGCCGUAGUAUUUCCCAAUAUUUUUGACUGAGCUGAAGGUAGUCACGAACGGCAUAGGAUUUAUUAUUAAAUGAAAUGUAACUAUAUAUCUUCAGGCGGUCAAGGUAAGCCGUUGCUGGGACUAUUUAUUUAGCUAUGAUUUAUCAGUUUUGUAAUACUCAAUGACGAUCAAAACAUGUAUUAUUUUGAUAUUUUUACUCGCGCUUAUUUUAUAUUUUGUACUUAAUUUCACUGCCGUUGUAACGCAUUUUAAUCACUGAUAUUUAUAUUUUUGUUUUUAACGAAUAAUUGUACUGUUAUAUAUAAGGUCUGAUAGUGCUAUUUAUAAUUUAAUUUUAUAGAAAUUAUUUCUAUUUGUCGUUUACGCUAAUUUACUUUCAUACUUAUAAUUUUAAUGUGAAGUCAGCUUUAUUAGUUAAGACUAGCUCGUUGAUUUAAUGGUGCUCCUUAUAAAACGUAGACCGAAUGCUUACUUAUCACUUGACUCGGUUAAAUUUAUAACUAUUGACCUAUAUAAAUACCCAUAGCCUAUAUAAACCUAUAAAAGGAAAAACGCCCAACAUGACUCAUAUAACUACAUAAUAGCCGCAAGAGCUACGAGUGUCUUUGUCCCCUCAAGAUCUAUACUUACCAAAUUAUAGUUUUUGGAUUAUAUAUGUCUAUAUUAUGUAGCUACUUAUAUAUAUUUUUUUAUAUAUAUUUCGUUGCAGGAUAAUGACAAAUUAGUUUUGCCUGAGACUCGCCGAGCUUCAUUCCUCGGUGUCAUAAAAUGCGAGCCACUGCUGAUCCUGUCUUACAGGAGUUGUAAUGGUGGGUGUGAGGUUGGGAAAGUCUCUUAUAUAAAAUUUCUUUGUACCUACAUUAACCUGCUCACCACGUUUACUCGCUGUAGGUAACAUGAGUUAAAAUUUGCCAAACAUUUUCUUCCACGCCAGAUACAGCCUCGCAAGUCGCAACUUAUGAAUCUCAUAUAAGCACGAUCUGACCAACGUCAAUUUUUCAUUACGCCUCGAGUCAAGUGAUAUUUUAAAACUUUGGUUUUUACUUUGUGAACAUUAUUCCCGUCCUAUUCCAAUUGUAUCAGUAUUAUAAUGUAUAGAAUUUUGUAAGCAAAAAUGUACUUUAAUAAUAUCGUGUUGUGAUACAGUACUUAAGUGCAUGCAAAUGUCUCGACUGAAACGUGCGUCCAGUAGAAGCAUGCGUUUAAUCUUGAACAUUUUCUUGUCCAUUUUAUCUCGACCCAAGACGCAUAUAUGUGAAAGAGGGCGAGUACUUAUUGUAAAGUUUAAAUUUGUAACGGAACUAUUCGAUGUUAUCACUACAGAAUUUUAUAAAAUCGUAUAAGAAUAUAUUAUAUACCUAAUCGUAUUAUGGAUAAUUUAUAUCUAAUUAUUUUCCAUGACAUGAGAAUUGAUUGAGAUAUUAAUUACGAUAUACCAUAUAUCACAAAUCUAUUUUCAUAUUACAGUUUUUUAAUCAGAUUUUGUCAGUACUGAAUAAUUGUGAUAAAUUUCAGUGUUAAGAUAACAUGCGUGGGAUUUUGAAGAUUAUUUUUAACGAGUUUUAUCGUGAUUAAAUCACACUUUUAACACCAAAUAUUUAUUUGCGUAAUAAUUGUUAAGUUUUCACACUUUUAAUAAAAUGCACAACUA
Molecule: messenger RNA, 4924 nt
Organism: Manduca sexta (tobacco hornworm)
Lineage: Eukaryota; Metazoa; Arthropoda; Insecta; Lepidoptera; Sphingidae
Product: synaptic vesicle 2-related protein-like
Exons: 13
Coding region: 312-1796 (494 amino acids)
Biological process (GO): transmembrane transport
Cellular component (GO): membrane
Molecular function (GO): transmembrane transporter activity
Source: RefSeq, a predicted model, not a curated record